Messenger RNA from Perca fluviatilis (European perch), 1807 nucleotides. RefSeq names its product peroxisomal biogenesis factor 3 (gene pex3). Gene Ontology annotation, molecular function: protein-macromolecule adaptor activity. The transcript has 12 exons. Gene Ontology annotation, cellular component: peroxisomal membrane. Gene Ontology annotation, biological process: protein import into peroxisome membrane. The record is from RefSeq and is a predicted model, not a curated record. The coding region runs from base 275 to 1363 and encodes 362 amino acids. Lineage: Eukaryota; Metazoa; Chordata; Actinopteri; Perciformes; Percidae.
GUUAUGUUAUUUCCGACAGAGUCUGUAUACAUGACCCACUUACGUCUAAAGCGCAAUUAUUGUUUUAUUUUGAAAUCGACAACCGGAAACUAUCCUGUUCGCUCUACCUACCUUAACUGACAUACUUUGGCACCUUUGACAGAUAGCAUGGUAGCAAGGAGUUGCUAACUAGCCGAAAGUCCUUAGAUAACAUGUCCGUAAACUAGUCAGCACAAAGGUAAAAGUACGGAGUUUUUUUUGCAGCUGUAGUUUGCGAACCCCUCACUGUCCCAUUAUGUUUUCAUCAGUCUGGAAUUUUGUUAAACGCCACAAAAGGAAAUUUAUUUUCACCGGAGCUGUAGUUGGAGGAGUGUACUUUCUGGGUAAAUAUGCCCAGAAGAAGAUCAGAGAUAUCCAGGAGAAAGAGGCGACGGAGUACAUCGCUCAGGCCAGACGACAGUUCCACUUUGAAAGCAACCAGAGAACCUGCAACAUGACCGUGCUGUCCAUGCUCCCUCCACUGAAAGAAGCCAUCGUCAAUCAACUAAAUUCAGAAAGCCUCACUGCACUGCUCAAGGCUAAACCGGCCAACAAGCUGGAAAUCUGGGAAGAUUUAAAGAUCAUCAGUUUCACUCGCACCAUCGUGGGGGUUUACAGCACCUGCAUGCUGGUGGUUCUACUCCGGGUCCAGUUGAACAUCAUAGGAGGAUACCUGUACCUCGACAACUCUGUAGGCAAGAACACCGCGACGCCUCUGGCUCCCCCAGACGUCCAGCAGCAGUACCUGUCCAGUAUCCAACAUCUACUGGGAGACGGUUUGACAGAGUUGAUGACAGUAGUGAAGAAAGCAGUACAGAACUCACUGGGAGGUGUGUCUCUGAAGCAGAGCCUGUCUCUGCUGGAGUUGGAGCAGCAGCUGAGCUGGAUCAGGGCGGAGGUGGAGGCCGGCUCCGAGCGCCCGAUGUCCUGGUACAUGCUCGCCGACGACGAGAACGCGCUCUCUGACCAGGCGUGCGGGCUGACAGAAAAUGAUGUUGGGACCAUCCGACUGUUAAACGAGACUAGAGACAUGUUGGACAGUCCAGACUUCACCACUGUCCUCAACGCCAGUUUCAACCGGGGUUUCUCUCGUCUUCUCGACAACCUGGCCGAGUUCUUCCGCGCGCCUCCCUGUGACUCCGCCCCCAGCUCUGCUCCUGACAGCUUGUCUGCGGUCAGUCUGCCGCUGGCGAAGAUCAUCCCCAUCGUCAACGGUCAGAUCAACACCAUCUGCAGCGAGACUCCCAGCCACUUUGUUCAGGAGCUGCUGAUGAACGACCAGGUGAAGGAGUUUGCGGCCAACGUCUACGAGAGCUUCAGCACGCCACAGGAGCUGCAGAAAUAAUGGAGGAGGAGGAGAGGAGGAGGAGGGGAAUCCAAGAGGAAGAAAAGCAGGAUGUGCACAGAAAUGAUACCUAAGCCCCUGGACUGUUCAUCCCUCCGUCCUUUCUGUGAGACACCUUUUCUCCUCCAAAUCCCCCGCAGACGUUUCGCUCGGCGCCGGUGCUGAUUCGCGGCAGAAGUGUCCACGUCGAAGCAGUGGCGGGAGCGGCCAUGUUCCCUCCUGUGAACGGAGCCGUGAUGGAUUAUUGAGCUGGCGGAGGGACAAGACACUCGCAAUCACAGCAGAGGCCUGUGCUUAACCCUAGGACCACUGCAUCCUGGGAAUUGGAGUCUCAUUUAACCUGGUCCUGUUGUUUUAUUCACCCUUAAAGGUGCCGUAGGUAGGAUUGCGAAGAUCCAGGACUUAGCCAACAAAUUUGAACAUCGACAACUUCUCAGUCCCCCC